AUGGAUGCCGAAGAAGAAAGUCCGAGUCCAAUUCCAAGACCAGAAGAUCAGCAUGAUAUUGGCGACGCCAUGGAGCAGACACCCCUUCCGGAUAUAGGGCUAUCUUCUGAUGAUGCCGGGGACCACGACGAGGCCUACGUAGAGAGGUUCUGUUAUGACCGUGGCGAAACCGAGUAUCUCCUGGAGAAUCCCAAUGGGUGGAUGUCUGCCGGCAGCCUUGGCGUCUCGGAAGCCGUAGUGGAGGCCAGGUGGCAGAGAUGCGAAGCGAGGCCGGUCAAGUUAAUCCCCAUAAAAUGUAGGGGCACUCUCUAUUCCCAUGUACGGAAGGUCUUCGACAAAGCCGGCCACGAUGAUGAAACUUUGUAUGAGAUUGAAUUGUGGCCUCGCUGGACUCCUGACAGCCAAAUUAACGACAAGAGGGUUGUGCCAUCGCUUGAACUCAACAUGGACACGUCCCUUCGCCGUAGCACGCGGCUCAUGAAAACUGUCGAUGAGAGAAAGAUGAGGAAUGAGCAGAUAGCACAAAUUGUUCAGCUCGAUUUGUGGACACAGAAUGCUUUGAAGGGAGCAGACAGUGCAGUUUAG
Messenger RNA from Fonsecaea pedrosoi CBS 271.37, 585 nucleotides. RefSeq lists its product as uncharacterized. The record is from RefSeq and is a predicted model, not a curated record. The transcript has a single exon. Lineage: Eukaryota; Fungi; Ascomycota; Eurotiomycetes; Chaetothyriales; Herpotrichiellaceae. The coding region runs from base 1 to 585 and encodes 194 amino acids.